UUCCCCUCUGCCAUCAUAUUUUGGAACAAUCCAUGAACACUACCUCAUUUAUUCCUUUUUUUGAACUAUUUAUUUAUUUUUGUAAUUUAUACAUUUUUUAUGUCUUUGCACUGUACCGUUGCUGCAAAACAACAAAUUUCACAUCAUACGUCAGUAAAAAUAAAUCUGAUUCUGAUUCUGUCAACAUUUUGGGUCGAGACCCUGCAUCAGGACUGACAUUAACGUGUUCUUGGAUUAGCAUUUAAUGUGCUGUAACCAAAGUGAAAUAGAAUUAGAUCAAAAAGCUCAUUUGGGAAAUGAUUAAUGGACUGAAUGGCCUCCUUUUGCACCAUCCAGUUUAUGAUUGAUUCCCCAAAGUUAUUUACCAAGAGUAUAAUGGAGUAAGCUGCAGCAAUACAAAAGUCGACACUAUACCUAACAAAUCCCUUUAUACAUAACCUCAACAUUCAAUCCUUAAGUCAUUGGUUUACUAUGGCAGCAAAGCAUAGCAUCUACAUGAUGCACUGCAGUGCACCAGCAAGACUAGCAAAAUAUCAUGGUUCUCCAUUCCAAGGGCAAAUGCAAUGUGCAUGGGAACACUGACAAAUUGCCCUUCAAGUAACCAACACGCAGUUCAAGAAAACAGUGAAAUGUUGGCCUUGCCAGAAAUACUCCACUCUCAUAGAAUAAUGUUCCAAACAGCUUUGUCCAAAAUAAUUAUUUCUCUAGUUGACGCACGCUCAUAUCCUGAUUUUUAAGAAUUCCAUCACCUGUAGUCUUUUUUUACCUUUCAGAGUUAUAAAACUGAUUUUUUUUAAUGUCAAACUUUCAGAAGUUAUUAUUUUAGACUCAUAAAACACUCGGGUUCAUAUGCCUGAAAUGGAUGUGAACGCCAACUCUUACGUUCCCUCGACCUUGGCAGUGGUGGAAACAAAACAUCUGAACAUUGAGAAUUGUACGGCAAUUCGGGAACUUGAAAGCCACAAAAGAUAAGCUGAAACAGAAACAGCUGAACUCUUUCUCAGUAACCAGAAGCAGAAGUUUGUUGAUUAAGCAGUCGGAGGUCAGUUCCCUGGCCGGCGGCAGCUGGGCUCGGGAGUGUUUGGAUCCCAGCGGGCGCUGUCACGGACGAGCUGCUGGUACCGGGGGCGAUGCGCCAGCGACUCGGUGCCGUGGCCUGGGGGCCGGUUCUGCUCCUCGGCCUAUGCUCCGGCCUAUCGAGCAACGAUGCCGUGCUCCCGCCGCGGCCCUGCCGGAGACCCGACGGCGCCGGCUGCGAGAACCUGUGGAAGGUGAAGGAGCGGGCGGUGCUGGGCUGGAGCUACGACUUGGCCCCGCAGCCGGUCGGCGUGGACUCGGCCUCGGAAGAUAGUGACAGCCUGGCCCGGGGUCUCGGCUGGCGGCUCGAUUCGCAGCUGGAGCCCGGCAUGAUAGCGCCGGCCUUCACGCUCGACACGCUGGACGGGCCGCUGAGCUUCCCGCCCAGCCACCAGCACAGCCCGGCCUCGCUCAUCUUCCACGCCUUCACCAACAAAUCGGGCUUCCUGGAGUGCCUGUGGGCCUCGGAGCCGGCGCUCGCCCCCCUGGCCGACGCGCUGCCCAACAACAGCCAUGUGGUCUUCAUGUCGUUCGACGACAACGCGCCGCGGGACGUCAGGUGGAUGAAGCAACGGCUCAUCCAGGUGCUGGAGCGGAGAGUGAAGAACACCAAGAGAAUUAAGGACUUGUUUUCUCGACUUCAUUUUGUACCAAUUCCCGUAUUUGCUCUGGGUAACUGGAUCCCUGCUGUCUUUUAUUCCUGGAGAUGUCAGGGGCACAACUGUGGACUCUCUCAAGUUGUUUUCACUUCAGCAGAAUUGAGAAUGACAAUUGUUGGCAAACGACUGGAUGCAAGGUAUGACUGGAUAAUGAAAAGCUGGAAAUCAGACCCAUAUACUCUCGGGGAUGGCGGAGAUGGUUGUGAUACUACCCCUGCAGUAAAAGGUGCUGUGGCUUUGGUCUCUGCUGAAGGGAACUGUUCAUACUUCACAAAGAUCAAAAAUAUGGCAAAUUCUGCAGCAUUAGGGGUCCUAGUUUAUGUAAGUCCUGGCAAAGCACUUCAGGAUAUGAACUGUGAAGGAAAUGAAUGCGUCACUACCAUAAACAUACCAGCUUCGAUGAUACAUUUUCAGAAAGAUGUGAUUGAUUUAGUAAGAAACCAUACAAGAGUGAAUGUGACCUUCCAACACACUCCCUCACCUAAUUUUUUCUUUGGAAUUAACAUGGAUAAAAGAUUGUCGGAAUUGGGUUGGUUCCUCUAUCCAUCACUCAAUUUUAUCGUCUGGCAAGCUGAAUGGUUCAAUUAUAUGAAAAACUUGGAAGCAAAGCUUCAGAGGCCAGCUUUUGUAAUAAAUGUGUUCAAUGACACAGUAAUGCAAGGUGACAAGGGAGUUGUUGCGAUUAUUGACCUUCCAGAAGACCAAUCUUCAUUUAACCAUCUAGAACUUGAUGUUUCAUUGUCAUGUCCUGGAACAACAGAUGAAACCUGUGCUCAUUGGGAUCACAGAAUUGAACUUUAUGUGUGUUGUAAAGAGAACAGCUCAUAUUGCAACCUUGAACUUGGGAGAUGGAUUACACCAUUCCGCAGACGCAUUGGCCAUUGGUUAACAGAUGUCUCACCUCUUCUACCCCUACUUAAUGCUGCAAAAUGCACAUUCACAAUGAAGACUGUGCCAUGGGCUAUGCCCUGGAAGCCAUCAUUAAACCUUCGUUUCGGUAAAGUAAGCCAGGUAUCGGCAGGCUACAGUUCAACACUGCGCCCCUUUCAACUACUGCAGCUCUUCACCGGUGGCACUUUCAACAUUAAUUACAACAAGAAGUAUCAGCCGAUUAAAUUUGCUGUGCCACCCUCUACCAGGAAGGUUGAACUCUAUGCUGUGAUCACAGGCCACGGAAGUGAUGAGAAUGGCUGUGGAGAGUUCUGUGUCACUUCCCAUCAUUUUGUAAUCAAUGGCAUAUUUAAUAAUUCAAGGAUUUUUGACAAUGCUGGCACUUCUUUUGGUUGUGCUGACAAGGUUUCAGAGGGUGUGGUCCCAAAUGAACAUGGCACAUGGCUCUAUGGCAGAAAUGGCUGGUGCGAUGGACAAGAUGUGGCACCGUGGACAAGAGAUGUCACUAAGCAGGUGAACAUGGAUGGGUUAAACAGCAUCUUGUACUUUGGCUGGUUUAACGGCAAGGAUCCAAACCCAAAACAGAACCCUGGAGAAAUUGUAAUGUACUCCUACCUAGUAUUCUACAAGUAAAAUGCCAUAUCAUUACCAACCAGGACUUGAGAUCAAUAAUAGCUGAGAAGCAGAUGGUCAUCAAACACUGGAGGUUUAUUACUGAGCUAAUAAGCUCAACUAAUGUUGCUGUCCAUAUUCAGUUGGCCUGACUGUUGAUGUUUAUCUUUAAUGAUCACUAUAACAAUGUUUUAAAAUGUCUGUCUGUCAUGCAGUCCAGCUUCAUUGGGCACUACUCUUUCAUACAUAACUUAAGUAGCUAUUUUCAGCCACAUUUUCUCAUGGAAGAACAUUAAAAUACAAAAAACUGACCAGAUCUGCAACAGGAAGUUUAAGCUUAUUCGAAGACCUGCUUUUUCCAAAAAUAAUUUUUAACCCUGGCUACGAUACAGUUCUUCCACUUUGUGACAAACAAAAUCUAUUUUACUUCAUGCAUUGUUUGAUUGUAUUACUUUUUAAAAAAAACAACCUGAUGUUUCCUCAUUUUGUAAUUUCUCAUUUGUAAAAAGUUCUGUAAAACUUAGUCAUAUUAGCCACAUAUAUUACAAUGGUAAUGUGGUACAAAUUACAUAUCCAUGGCAAAAAAUGGCUUAAACAAAUAUAAAAGCUAACGCUGAGAAUAAUAUUGAGCAAUAACAUUGUCUCUUCAUGCUGUUCAAUAAACUCGUAUAACUUUGUUAUUAA
Pristis pectinata (smalltooth sawfish) is the source of this 3923-nucleotide messenger RNA. RefSeq lists its product as uncharacterized. NCBI's taxonomy places the organism in Eukaryota, Metazoa, Chordata, Chondrichthyes, Rhinopristiformes, Pristidae. Bases 1131 to 3260 code for a protein of 709 amino acids. Gene Ontology annotation, molecular function: oxidoreductase activity, acting on paired donors, with incorporation or reduction of molecular oxygen, reduced ascorbate as one donor, and incorporation of one atom of oxygen. The transcript is spliced from 12 exons. The record is from RefSeq and is a predicted model, not a curated record.